Molecule: messenger RNA, 963 nt
Organism: Camellia sinensis
Lineage: Eukaryota; Viridiplantae; Streptophyta; Magnoliopsida; Ericales; Theaceae
Product: arabinogalactan O-methyltransferase 2
Biological process (GO): xylan biosynthetic process
Source: RefSeq, a predicted model, not a curated record
AUGCCCCCAGAGGUAUGUCCAUGCCAUCCUACACCUAUUGUCACACCCAUAAUUCAAUUCCUUCCUCGAGAGCCACCCAGAUCGCUACUAGCCAAUCAGCCUCCGAAGUACAAAUACUACCGAGGAACAAAGAGGAUGAUGAUGAUCACCAAGAAGAAACUCAUUCCAAUUCUUGUUUUCACACUUUCAGGCUUCUCCAUCCUCAGGCUUCUUAAGAUUUCUACUGUUUCUUUGUUUUCUUCUCCUCCUGCUGUUGCUUUGCCUCCAACUCAUCCACACACACAAGGCCCAUCAAAGAGUCGAUCUAUUUCCUCUGACAGCGCUGCCACCCUCACUGAGAAGGAAUUUCGCCUUUUGUCGAAUCUGAUUUCCCUUAGAGCCCCUUGCAACCUCCUUAUUUUUGGGCUUGAGCAGAAAUACCUUAACCUCUCAAGAAUCAAUGCAGGUGGCAAAACUGUCUUUCUGGAGGACAAUUCAGAAAAGCUGAACAAAAUCGAAGCCAAUUACAGUAAUACCCGGAUUUACAAAGUUGAGUACCAGACAGUUGCCAAAGAUGCUUACAAGCUGCUCAAGUAUGCAAGGCGAAACCCUGCUUGUGGAUUGCAGCACUCAAGGUCAGGUUCACUCAAAAAUUCAAGUUGCCCUCUAGCUUUGACAAGGUUACCAAGGGAAGUGUACAAGCGUAAGUGGGACAUGGUUGUGGUGGAUGGGCCGAGGGGUGAUGCACCAGAUGCACCAGGAAGGAUGGCUACCAUUUACACGGCUAGUCUGAUAGCAAGAUCUGGGAAUAUAACAGAUGUGGUAGUCCAUGAUGUAGAUCGGAUGAUUGAGAAAUGGUUUGCUUGGGAGUUUUUGUGUGAUGAGAACUUGGUUUCUUCCAAAGGAAAACUGUGGAAUUUUAGGAUAAUAGGCAAAUCAAAUUCUACAACAUUUUGCCCUGCCAAAACAAUUUUAAUAGAGUAA